AUGCAGCCUUCAUUGACCUUGCGCGCCGUCCAUACACCUUUGAUUCGUUUCGUUGGUUCCAGAGCUGCCCUGUGGAAGGAUGCACCACACCACACCGGCCCUCAUGUCAUGACUCCUUCUAAUCUCGAGAAGCACGUCGCCAAGGCUUCCGAGGUUGUUGCUAAGACUGCUGCACCUGCUGCACCCACAACCUUUACCACAGGCGAUAUGCCUGCAAGAUACCGCCGUGCACCCAUCACCGAACUUGAAAUGGAGGCUAUUGAGAGCGGAGGAGCUACUUACUCAUUCUAG
Messenger RNA from Phycomyces blakesleeanus NRRL 1555(-), 291 nucleotides. RefSeq lists its product as hypothetical. Gene Ontology annotation, biological process: 2-oxoglutarate metabolic process. The transcript has 3 exons. Lineage: Eukaryota; Fungi; Mucoromycota; Mucoromycetes; Mucorales; Phycomycetaceae. The coding region runs from base 1 to 291 and encodes 96 amino acids. The record is from RefSeq and is a predicted model, not a curated record.